Molecule: messenger RNA, 2752 nt
Organism: Cynoglossus semilaevis (tongue sole)
Lineage: Eukaryota; Metazoa; Chordata; Actinopteri; Pleuronectiformes; Cynoglossidae
Gene: c2h1orf53
Product: chromosome 2 C1orf53 homolog
Exons: 3
Coding region: 343-813 (156 amino acids)
Source: RefSeq, a predicted model, not a curated record
AGUGUUACAACAGCGUUUAGUCAUGCAGUGAUAAUGAUCCCAAUAUUCCCUCUAAUCUAUUGACACCGUGCGUCAGUCACAGGUGCCUUCAUGUUCAAUGUUUUGAAUGCGAGUACCUGCUUCUGAACAGCAGAGGCGCUGUUUCAACCGAAGCAGGCAUGACGCGGUGGGUCACGUGACAAUACGCGGAAGUACAAGCGGGAAGAACGCAGAGGAGGAGGUAGAAGGUAAACAUACCGCACGAAUUAGUUAUAAACAGACUAAAUGAAGACUUAACAGGAGGAUUUUAGAGACAAUAACAUUUUUAUCUGUGUCUCAAACUAAAGUAUACGUUGUCCCAGCAUGAUUAACCCACGUCACACAAGCAGAGCGAUCCUCCGCAGGCUGGUUCUCCUCCAGGUACAGUUUAAUCACAAUUACAACAAGUCGCUCGUAACAAGGUCAAUACCGGAACAAUCAGAUAAGCGACUGAGGAGGAGCAGCAGCAGCAGCAGGAGGAGAAUGUCAAAGACCAGUGACAGCAGAGGAGGAGCAGAGGAGGUGGAGGAGGUGACGGGGUGCAGCCUGAGGAGCUCUUCACCUGCAGCCUUCACACAGGAGGACACGGCCAUCCAUUCGGUCCACAGAGAAGCGUGUGAGGCAAAGAAGCAGAUGUACGUCGACCCCGUCAGUGGGUACAAGGUGUUCACGGAAUAUGCCCACCUUCAGAGAGGGAGCUGCUGCGGCAGCGCCUGCAGACACUGUCCAUACGGCCAAGUCAACGUGAAGGAUCCAGCGGCGAGGAAACGCUUUAACUCCCUGUUUUAUGUAUAGGCCUUACAAACUUGAGCCAAAGGGAGAAUUUAAGAGCCUGUUUAGAAUGGAGUGCAUGUUGCUUGUCUUCUGGCUGUCGUUAUUUUGACUACUUGAGUCAUUUUUUAUCAGUGUACUAAAUGAUGAAAUAUGACUGGUGUCUGUGCAACACUUACCUCCUAUGAAUCACAACUAUUCUCAGGAAUAUUUUAUUCUCCCGGAAGAUUAUAAGGAAGAAGGAGGAAAGGAUUUGUUCAAUGGAACCUUAUCUAAAAAAAAAAAAAAAAAAAAAAACUCUUUUAUCGUGGCUUUUUGGUCGUUGUUUUCACAUAGGCUUUUCAAAUAACUAAUUAUAUUAAAUCUAAUUUCUCCCUUUUGUUGUUAUUGAACUUUCUAUAACACGCGGCCUGUUGCAUUCACCGAGGUCAAACGUGGAGAUGAGAACUGAGAGACACCGUGGUGGAGCUCUGCCCUCAAGACCAAGGGGCGCAUGAGCGAAACUCACUCCACAUCAUCAGACGUGGAGUCUUUUUGCUCUUUUGCAUUCCAUCCCUCGUUAUAUUUGCCUCCCAAACGCACCGCGGCUGAACACGGCUAUUUGCAUUCACACAUGUGCUCGACUGAACCGUCUACCUCCGACUGAAAUACUGUGCUGUUAAAAAUAGGCAGGGGGCCAAAGGCCGGCCCUCACACUUGGCUGUGCUGCUUUUACACCACUUGAUGGAAUCAGGCUGUUAACAAACAUGCCAUGGACAUCAACGGCAGCCCUCCCCACCGGACUCGCAGCUCAGCCUCCUGGCAACACUUGGCUGCGGCGCAGCUCCCUGCAGCUGCUCUCCUGAGCCGCAGCCUAAUGAACUCCUGGGCCCUGAUAUCCCAGCACUGCAAUAGAUCAGCUCAUGUUCAGGAGCAUGCUCAGACCCACACAUGCAUAGGCAGCCUUACUCCAUCACAAUACCCCGUGGCUCCUAAUAGGCCAAUAUAGAAUAAAGGUUGCACUGAGCGCUGCACUUACAGUAGCCCACAGUAAUAGUACAAGGUAGGGUCAAGCGCUCACACAGCAGUGUGUGUGUGUGUGUGUGUGUGCAAGGAAAGAUGUGCCACUUGAUUUGUGAGUGCAUGUGGGUAGGCAGCACGGUGCCUUCGGGCGCCGGGCUCUUAACCUGCCACACACACUCACCCGUCUCCGCCUGAUUGGGCAAACAGCGUCAGGAUGAGAAGAUGUGUCUGCCAAGGAAUUCUGUCGCAGCCGCCCACUGCAUGGCGCAACCACAAUUUUCCUCGGCAGCCGGGUCCCAAAGGCAAGUGCCGAGUGAUCGGAGCAAAGCCCUGUGAGCGGCUACAAGGAGAUUCAUGAUCCCAGCAGUGCUGGAGAGGACAGGUUCUCGGGGACGAGUCGUCAAAUGGGAUGAGAGGCGAAUUUAUUUGGUGUUAUUCUAAACCGAGGCAGCGAAGCGUGCGGCAGCAACAUUUCAGCAGCGGGACGGUGAAGGUGUCACACUCAUCAAGUACCUGGGCCCGCUUCCCUGCCGCGGCUCCGCGGCUUUUGCCUAGGGACUUGUCUGUCACAUUAAAGUAGAUGCAUUGCCAUUCAGGGCCUCGACAGUCCCGCAGCCUGACCAUGAAAUAGGCCAACUUUCAUGUCUGCCUCAUCCACAUCCACAUCCCUCCGAUCCAGUGAUGGCACAAUUUGAAAUGUUUUUUUUUUUUUUUUUAACUCGUCAUAUUCGAACCCAGCAGUUGGACGUAAAUACAGCACAGCAAGUUUCAACAGAUUUAUGGAGGAGUUUAAGUGGAAAUGUGCCCCAUAAGGUGUGAAUGUAAAUCAUCCGUGGUCUGUUCACUGUUACGUUUUCUUGCAUUUUUAAAGCAUUAGUGUUAAUUGUUCCAGAAGUAUUGCUAACCCUAACCAUUUGUCUGACAACGUAACAAUAAUAAAAACACAGUUUGAAAAAAAAAA